Messenger RNA from Effrenium voratum, 7371 nucleotides. The record is from the annotation of a GenBank genome assembly. Lineage: Eukaryota; Dinophyceae; Suessiales; Symbiodiniaceae.
AUGGAAGGUGAUUUGCUGGCCUUGCCACAUAACGCCAGCUGCCAGGUGGCCAACCCCGAGGCAUGCUGGAAGACCAGUCUUCGAAGGCAAUUUCUGACGCAGACACAAGGCACCUCGCCCUCCUUCACGCGUGCGGCUGCUGUUGUGAAUCCUGGCGGAACCAGGUCCUGGACAGGGAACUCUACCAAGGGCUUGACUCGGGAAACGACCUACAUCGAGCCUUUUGGAGACUUGUCCACCAUCAAGCUGCUGGGAUGGUCCCGGAUGGAGAAGGACAUGGGCAUCAUGCGGGAUGUUGCAGGCAUCUCCUCCGCCGUGGUGCAGGGCUUGAACCCCAAUAAGCAGUACAAGUGGUCUAUCAAGCAGACCCCCAACACCAAUGAAGUGAACAACAAGCUUACAGUGAACCACGGCAGUCAGAUGACCUUGACCCAGAGUGACCGGCGUCGCAGGCGGCGGCGGCGUUACCUUAGUCCUUCCUCCUGGAGCCAGGAGGGCACUGUGGCGUCGACGCCGCGUGGUGAGAUUAUUAUGGAGUUUGAGGCCAUCGACUACCCGCUGAACUCUUUCGUAGAGAAAAGCGGCGCAUCAAGAAGAAGAGAUGGCGUCGCCUCGUCAAGCUGCCGAAGGAGGUACACGAUCACGCAUUGCUCGUGCAUCGCCGAUAGUGGGGUCUGCACGGGCUCCAAGGUGUCUGGCUCCACGUGCUAUGCGUACGGCACCACGGAUGUCCACGGCACCACAGGCAAGUCAGCCUCGGUGCGGUCCCAGUCACAGUGCAUGUCCAUGACCUUCAUGAAGUCCUACCAGGUGAUCACUAGCGGUGGUCCCAGCUUCAGUUUCCUGGAGAGUGGAGUGAACGGAACAGUCGCAGAGGCAGAUGUGGCAGAUGAGGAUGACAGGGAGGUGAGUUUGGAUGCUGUGGGCACGGCCCGGGAGGAGGAUGAACAUGACGACAUCGAAGACGAAGUGGACGUGGCGGACGAAGACCACGAGGGCCUGGAUGAUGAGCACCUGGGCGAGCUUGACGAGCACAGCGAAGCCGAGAGCUCUGAUGCAGACAUGGCCGAAGAAGACGAGGUAGAUCAGGCGCCGCAGACGCCGCAGAAGACGCACCCGUCGUCGCCGCACCCGUCGCAGACGCUCCCGCCGCAGACGCUCCAGGCGCAGACGCACUCUGCCCAGCUCAGUGUCCGCCUCCUGCCCCUCAGGUCCUGCACGUGUUAUCCCGACAGUUUCACAGAGAAGGACCACACCUGGACAAUCACGCACCACUGCAAGGAGGUUUGGCUCAGUGGGGAGAAGUGCUACGCCAAGGGUGGUUAUGCCCAGGCAAUUUGUGCUGAGAUCCCGGAGCCAGCAGCGCGAAGUUGGGGCACAGUCACGAAGAGCGGCAGCUAUGCGUCCAAUCAAGACUCGGGGCCUACCGCCCAGUGCUCCAGUGACAAGGUCAUGACGGGCUGCUGGUGCAAGAGCACUAGCGGCGCUGGGGAUGGCUGUGCCCGAGUUUGGGUCGACAGCGCCAUUGACUGCCGAGUGACUGCUGAGCUGCUGGUGUCUCCCAGGCUUAUGGGCGGCCUUGGCGUGCAACAUUGCGCGCGACCAAGCUACCGGAUCCCAGCGUCCCACGCCUGGGAGGGCGGCUCGGCUGGCAAGCGCCCACUUCCUGCGAGUUUCGUUCAUGGCAGCCAGUUGACUGCAAGCUGCUGGACGGAGCGCUUCCAGUCUUUCCGCGCCGCCCUGAAAGAGUCUCAUGAGACUCUGCACUGCGUGAACGGUGAUUGGUACAACACCUUGCAGGGGCCCGAGCUGACAAGCUUCUCAUGUGCACCUUGCGUCAAUGUUGCGGGGACUGGCUACUCCCAGUAUGCCAAGCGCAACGAACAGGCAGGCAACACCGCGCAAGCAGAGGAGCUUUACUUCUUCAGCCGGUUGGCCAUGCGUGUCUACACCGAGCUGGGUUCCGUUGUGGAGACGGCUGCGGCAGCCCACAAGUUCUGCCUGAAGAAGAAACCUGGUUCUUCGCAUGAGAUGAUGUUGGAGAACAGCCAGGAGUGCCCCGAGAUUUUGGCCAUCCAAGCCGCUGGAUCUUCGGAGAUCCAGGAGCGUAUGAUGAUGCUUUUGGACCAAGGACGCCGGUGUCUUAUCACGGCGUUCAUUGCUGUGUUCGUACGCGAGGCAACCUCGGCGAAAAUGUCGCAGCUCAGAGGCGCGUGCCUGGCCUCUGAGCGGUAUCCUGAGUCACGAAAGCUUGGCCGGCAAAACUGCCGCCUGGUGAUGGACAGUCGAGGCAUGAAAGUGCUGAUCGCAAUACCGGGGAAGAUUUGCACAAGGCCUUCUCAUCCUACUGUGGUGCUCACGGUGCGCUGGUCAGCUUAUCUUAUGGGCAAAUCUUUGGUGGCGACGUUCGGGGCUUUCGUUGACAGCACCAUCACCUAUGACAAGACCAGCAGUGAUUGGCCAGACUGGAACACGAUCUUGGCAGACUCGCCCAUUCUUUGUGCAGACGGAGAGGCUUUGACAGGUUUCAAGCACCAGCCGGCCGGCAACAAGUUCAGUUAUGAAUGUAGCCGCAUUGGCGGGCUGGGUGCGACGUACGAGUAUUUCAGUGCGCAGGUGGAGGUCAAGGUUUGGGACGCAAAGAAGAUGAUCACCGUGGACUGUGGCGCCAACGGUCUUCUGAGCGGUUUCCACUUCGAGUUCUCCGAAGGCGGCCGCUGGGCACGCUCCAGGUACACCUGCUCCAAGGCGGGCGGGGCUCCAGUCGUCAUGGAGCCGUCCACCAAGAUCGCACCCGAAGGUGUCUUCUGCCCUGUCUUACUUGACCAAAGAACCGGUCGCUUCGAGUACGAGAACUCUAUUACGGGCGACACCCUGGUCUUCCAGAGCAGUGGCGCUUGGUGCGUAGGUUCUGCGUGCUCCGUGCCCCUGGGCGGAGCUGAUCCCAUCGGCGUUUCCAUGCCCGGCUUCGAGGUGCUGAACGUCACAGACUUUGCCGGGGAAUUCGAAGCCAAGGGAAUCCCCAAGACGAUGGAAGGCGAGGGCGCUGGCAACUUGGCCAAGCAGCUCAAGAAGCUGAAGCCGCCGAAGCGGCCAGCGCAGCCGCCAAAGCCCAAGCUGCAGGACUUCAAGGCCAAGCAGCCCGAGUACUCUGCGGAAUGUUUGGACUACCAGGACUUGUGGAAGAAGGUUGUGGAGACGCACAUAAACGAGGCAAAGGAACCUGUGACGGAGGAGGCUAAGCUGGAGGCUGAUCCUGGCACGGAAGGCGAAGAGCUCUUGGACUACCACCCUUGCGCGGUGGCUGCGGGCGCAGGCGGCAUUUUUGGCAGGAUGGCUGGGCAGAGCAAUAAGAUGGCUCCAGAGAACAUGUUGUACUCGGAUUGGAACGACUGCAUGCAGGGUGACAUCAAUAGAGACCUGCUGUCAGCACAGCUUGGAUUUGCGGAAACAGCAUAUGACUUGGUGGGGAAUGCAAUUCAGGAGGGGAUCAAGCUGGUGUGCGCAAUGCCUCCUGAUGUUGAGAUCGCCCCACUGGGUGCUGGAGCAGAGGUCGAGCCCGACAGCAUUUGCGAUCAGGUCACGGAUUUUGUCCGAACCAUGGUGGACUUGCCUGUUGGCUUCGGCUUCGCAGGAACUGCCUACGCGCUGGAGGAGGAAGGCUUCAAUGCUUGCAACCCGCUGCAGGUCGGCUUCUCGCGAGUGUUUUGCGACAUCCACUGCGUGCGAGACGCCGUGAUCCGGGGCGACCGCACCAUCAUCCGCAAUCUUGAGGAGGCCACGAAGAUCUCAAACGACAACAUGAAGAAGAUGGUGGAGUGGUCCACAGAGGCCAACCGAGUUGAGACCGAGUACCUGGACAAAAAGAUCGACCACUCCUUGAAGGUGAACACGAUCUAUUUGGAGCACAUUGCCCAGAAUACUCAGCCGGCUGAGCAGUUGGUGCUGAAGAAUGCCGCAACCGCCACUCAGGCCAUGCUGAAGGAGAUGCGCGGCUAUGCUGAGGCCGCCUCCUUCAACGCGGCUGGUCGACAUGCUGCGCGCAGUGCGCUGAGCAACUUCCUGAAGACCGCGCAGAUGCUGAAUGCGAAUGCCUCACUGAGCCAGGUGCAGGACUUCCAGAAUCAAGUGCAGUCUCUGCACGGCGCUUUGCAGAUGACGGGUGGCGGCUUGUCGCACGCCCAGGUGGUGGGGCGGCAAAUCAACCACGAGGUGCGGCAGCUGCAGCAGCGCUUCACUCGGCAGGAGCGGUCCUUGGGCGUGUACCGCAGGCACAGCACGGAGGUGCACCAAACGGCCAAGGGUUGGAAGCGCGGCACCAGCGAGGCGUUGCUGGCUUUGGAUCACAUUUGGUGGCGCCUGCGCAACCGACUGGACGCCUACCUGGACGUGGCGGAGUCGGAGGUGCAGCACUUCCAGGCAUCCUUCCAGUCCCUGGGCAGCUAUCAGGACUGCAAGGCGGGCUUCGAGGACCUGCUACACAGCUACGGCGCCAGUGUGGCCAAGAUGCACAAGAGCCACCGACUGCUGAAGUCCACGUGGCGUGAGGUGGCCAACCUCCUGGGCGAGUUGGCCGCUGUGAUCCGUGACGGUGGCGUGUUCCACACCUUCGCCGCUGCAGAGGGCAGCAAGUCCCCGCUGGCCAAGCAGACGCUACAUCAGGCGCGCUUUGCGGUGCAGGGCGCCAUUUUCUUGCUGCACCGCUUCCAGGCUGCCAGCAUGCCGCCUCCUGACAUCUCAGUCUUGAAGGACUUCUCGGCACAGGUCCGGCGCUCCUACGAUGAAGCCAACGCCAAGCCCGAGAGCCAGUGCUUCGGAGGAGCCGCCGUCGUAGACUUGCUGUUCUUGGGCGGCAGCCACGCGGAGCCAAAGUGUGAUGAGCCAGCCGAAGCCAGCAGCCCAGCAUUGCUCCAGUCCAGGCGCUUUGCAGGGUCAGGGCGGAUCCAGUUCUCCGAUGGGUUGACUGGGUCAUACGAUUCUGCGCCAAGCUUCGCAUGGCUGCAGAACCAGUCCAAGACUCUGGCGCCUCGAUGCCAGCGCCGAAAGCAGCCUCCCACGCCGCUGGCCGCCGCGGAGAAGAUCCAACACAUCCGGAACGAGAUGCUGGUGGCCAGGAAUCUCGCAAGCUCGUGCAAUGGCAUUCCUUUGGUGGCGUACCAUGUGAACACCUCGGAGACCACAUGCUGCCCCACGGAGUCCUGGGAGUGCGCUGGCUGUGCCAAGUACUCUGGCAAGUGUGAGAAGUGCCGCGGGGGCUUCGUAACUGUGGCCAAUCGCUGCGUCUCCUGCCUCAGCACGGUCGGCUGGACCAACGAGCUGAACCAAACCUGCGACGCCCUCACGGUAGCCGACUGUAACGACCGGCCGGUGAACGGGCAGAGCAACAAGCAAGCCUGCUGCCUUUGCGGCGGUGGAGUGAAGAGCCCCACACCCUUUCAGUACCCGGACGCACGCUUCGUCGUGGGUGCGGAUGUAGUGCUGAAACCACUGCCCCGCACUGCCGCGAGGUAUUCCGUGAACUCGGACUGCGCCUUGGCAGCGCACAACCUCACCUUGGAUGGCGAGACUGGGGCCAUUUCCUACGCUGCCAACAAGUUGAAGCCUGCAAAAGCCUUCUCAGUGCAGUGCGAGGUUACUGCGCACCAGGACGUGGGCUUGGAGGAAACCGUCAAGGUCUCGGUCAUCGUGGACAGUAUGACCUACGGCUCGGGGGCCUUAAUCUUCGACACGGUCACCAAGUACUCAGUGGCCACUGAAACCUCUGAGUGGAAGGACUUCAGUAUGAUUUGUGCUCCGGAUGCCCCGUGGCUCUCCAUUUCCGCGGCUGGUGAAGUGUCCUUGUCUGCGACGAGCAUCGCUGGUGCCGUCACAGACACAGAAGAGGGUGAGAAUGAGUAUAAGGGUAUGGAUGGAGCUGUUUGCGUUGUGUCGGCCUUGCAGAAGUCGAACGAUAAGAGUACGGAUGAGGAGUUUGUGAAGCGCAGCACCACCUUCGCGGCCAUCAGGCCGCGGCCUUGGCCGGCCAUCACGUACGAGGCCAGCUACGUGGAGGUGGUGGUGGGUGAGGAGCUUCCCCCGAUGAAGCUCCAGGUGCCAAGCGGCUUUGAGGAGGGCAUGGGCGGCCUCAAGCCGAGCUCUUUCCACAUGUCUUGCGUUGUGGAUGGCAAUUGGAACAGCCCACGCCCUUCGCCCACCUGGUCCUUUGACACUGUGUGGGGUGUCGGCUUAUUGGGGGAGCACUCCAUCUUGGAGAUCCAGGCGGACGGCACUAUCUCACUCGCGCCAGCCGCCACAAUGGCUAAGCUCUUCGACGAGAUCCUGGCAAACAGCCAACAGCGGAAGUCUGUUCAGAUGAGCUGCGGUGUGUGGGGUUCCUUCCCCGGCACAGAUUUCCAACCAGUCAAAACACCCCUGGUGAUCCGCAUCAAGGAUAGCAUGUGCUGGAUCUCAGAGACAAUCCAGGGCCAAGUGGUUCAUGAGGUCACCAUCCUUGACGAAGCCACCUGCCGCAACAACUGCCGUAUGUCAAAGCGCUGCUCCCAUUUCACCUUUGCUCACGACAAAUGCAAGCACUGGCGCAUUCAGAAUGAGGGAGGAUCGCCGGUGACUGCUUUCGCAAAAGUCACAGACUGCAGCGAUUUGAACACAUGCUUGCGCCUGAAACAUCCUGAGUGGGUUGUGGCGGGCGACUAUUGCCCCGUCACCUAUGACUUUCAACGAGGAGGCCCCGUGUACCGCAAGGACAGCGCCGUCAAGCAAGAAGUCAUGUUCCUGAGCACCGUGCUUCCGGGCUCAACUUCAUCUUGCGCAGUGGGCAAGUGGCUCGUGCAGAGUGCCAGCGGGGAUGACUUCAUCGACUCAGACAAGGGCUACUUCGAGCUUAAGGGCAACGAGCGUGCUUGCCUGGAAGCCGGCUUGCCGAGCAGCGGCACGGGUAUGAGCUUGAACUUGGCCACGCUUGCCUGUGGCAAGCCUCUCUUCCCUGAAGCGGAGGAGGAGACGCUGCAGCCGCUUGUCUUCGACGACCCGACCACCACGCAGACUGAGGAAGAUUUCUGGCUUCACCCUUGUGACUGUCUUCCUUUGGAAUGGGGCAGCGGUUGGCCUGCAGAUGCGAUGGCCUUGGAGAACAUCCCGCCCACCAGCAAUGGCAGCUUUAUUCCACCACCCUUCUUGAUCGUCUCUGGGCAGUUUGCAUGCCCCUCCCGGCAGCUGAUGAAGGGCCCGGCCGGCAUCCACUUCGAGUCGGAGGCCGAGAGCAUGGAGCCCUCAGACUGCCAGGACGCGAUGCAAGGACUACGCUGGAUGCCAGUUCUAUUGGAGCGGUACAUCCCACGGGGCCCAGACGUGCCGCCUCUACACUGGCUGUGA